AUGGGGCAUUUCAGGUUUCCAAUCAAGAUUAAGCUACCACCAGGAUUCGUCAAUGCCAGGAUUCUCAGGGAUAACUUCAAGAGACAGAUGGUAAACGAGAACGAAGUUACAGUAAAGGCUUUGAAAUAUAUCGCAAGGAACACAACUCUACCCAGCAAAUCACGAUUGCAAGCACAAUUACAACUCAAUAUGAUGCCAAAGUAUACUAAGGUUACGCAGGUCAAGAACAGAUGCAUUACGACGGGGAGUGCAAGGUCUGUAAUCAGUGACUUUAGAUUAUGUAGAACUCAAUUUAGAGAGAAAGCGCUAGCGGGACAACUACCUGGAGUCAAGAAAGGUGUAUGGUAG
Kazachstania africana CBS 2517 is the source of this 348-nucleotide messenger RNA. It is a transcript of the gene MRP2, whose product is annotated as mitochondrial 37S ribosomal protein uS14m. NCBI's taxonomy places the organism in Eukaryota, Fungi, Ascomycota, Saccharomycetes, Saccharomycetales, Saccharomycetaceae. Gene Ontology annotation, cellular component: mitochondrial small ribosomal subunit; ribosome. The record is from RefSeq and is a predicted model, not a curated record. Bases 1 to 348 code for a protein of 115 amino acids. Gene Ontology annotation, biological process: translation. The transcript has a single exon. Gene Ontology annotation, molecular function: structural constituent of ribosome.